AUGGGUGUUCACGGCCUCUGGGAACUGCUUGCUCCGGUCGGCCGCCGUGUCUCUGUUGAAACCCUCGCCGGAAAGAAAGUCGCCAUCGAUGCUAGUAUAUGGAUGAUACAGUUUAUGAAGGCAAUGCGAGACGAGAAGGGAGAGAUGGUCCGAAACGCUCAUUUGUUGGGAUUUUUUAGGCGCAUUUGCAAGCUUCUCUUCCUCCGAACCAAGCCUGUCUUCGUUUUCGACGGAGGCACACCGGCUCUCAAGCGCCGGACGAUCAUUGCACGCCGCCGCCAGCGCGAGAAUGCCCAGGCUAAAAUCCGAAAGACCGCUGAGAAAUUGCUUCUCAAUCAUAUCAAGGCAAUGAGGGUGAAAGAACUGGCUUUGGAUCUUGAGAAGCAGAGACAGAACAAUGAUAUCAAAGGAAAAAAGCCUAUCCUGGACGAGACAGAGAUGGAGCCAAACACAAAAGAAGGACAUGAUGUGGUUCCCGAAAGUUACAAACAAGAAGAACUGGAUGAGAUGUUAGCAGCCUCCCUUGCGGCAGAGGAAGAUGGUUUUACUGCUGAUGUUUCAACAUCUGGCACAGGGAUUCCAGAUGAAGAGGAUGAUGAGAAUGAAGACGAAGAAAUGAUACUGCCAGAGAUGCAAGGGAAAAUUGAUCCUGCUGUCUUGGCUGCUUUGCCUCCAUCCAUGCAACUCGAUCUUCUUGUUCAGAUGAGAGAGAGACUGAUGGCUGAGAACAGGCAGAAGUAUCAAAAGGUCAAAAAGGCCCCCGAAAGGUUUUCAGAGCUACAGAUACAGGCCUAUCUUAAAACAGUCGCUUUCCGCCGUGAGAUAGAUGAGGUCCAGAAAUCUGCUGCUGGGAGGGGAGUAGGUGGUGUGCAGACUUCACGGAUUGCAUCUGAAGCCAAUAGAGAGUUUAUCUUCUCAUCAUCAUUUACAGGGAACAAAGAAGCCCUUACAUCUACUGGACUAGAGGGAAUUAGAACAGAGCAAAGCCAACCACCACUGCUAGUAAAUUCUUCUGCAAAUGCCGUCAGUGAGAUUACUGCAACCAAAACAUCUACUGCUACUACUGGAUCAACUGUGGAUGAAACUGCAGAGGCAUUUCAUGAUGAUGUAGAAACAUAUUUGGAUGAGAGAGGUCGACUUCGAGUCAGUAGAGUGAGAGCACUGGGAAUUCGCAUGACUCGAGAUUUGCAAAGGAAUUUGGAUUUGAUGAAGGAGAUAGAGCAGGAGAAAGUAGAUGCAAAUCAAGAGCACACUGAAACUGCCAUAGGUAGAAAUUUGGUUGAUGUCCUAGGUGACUCGUCUAACAGAACCCAACUUCAAAAAGGUGCUGAUAAGAACAGUGAUGCAAUGAAUGAUGAAACUGGUGAACCUGCAGUGAAAAGUGGAGCUUCUAUUGAGAUUUCUUUUGAGGAUAUUGGGGAACAUGGAUGUGGUGAUGACGAUGGUGAUUUAUUUACUCGUCUGGUGGGUGGAGACCCGGUAAUGGGUUUCUCCAUAGACAAUUCUUUCUCAGUUGAACAAUCUUUGUAUUCUACCUCAGAUUGUCGGAUAGAUGUAGGAGUAAACGAAGGUAGAGGUAAUGUUCUUAGCAAUGACAUUAAAGUGGUAAAUGAGCCAUCACAGAUGGAAGAUGGUAUGGGCGAUGAGGACGAAGUGGAGUGGGAGGAAGGACCUGUAGAUAUUCUAGAGAAGGCUUCAUCAUGUCUAGAUAAAAGUCAGAAAACUUUCACCAAAGGUUCUUUGGAAGAAGAAGCUGAAUUUCAGGAAGCAAUCAGGCGAAGUCUUGAUGAUAUGGUGGAUUCCAGAAUUAUUAAUGAACCUUGUGAAGAUCAGGAAUAUAGAAGAGCCAGACAAAUGGUAGGCGAGGACAUUGAUUGUGAACCUGUUCAUGAAGAUAAGGACAAGCCAGAGGUGGAAGCUCCCUCAGAUGGUAUCCUACAGCCUCCUGGAUCACCAGUUAUAAUGAAUACCUCCAAUUCCUCAAAGGCCAAGUCCAUUAUGUACAUGGAAGUCGACCCUGGUGAAAGCAACCUAGAGACAAACUUUUUUACUCAAGGUACAGGUGGAAGUGAAGCUUUGCCUGGAGAAAUACCGGUGGAAUCAGACGCUUCACUUGAAGAGAAGAUGUGCAAGAAUGAAAAACAGUUAACUACUUGUAACAAAGGUGCUGAGAAACAAAUGGUGAAUGAGCUAGUGGAUAUCUGUAGCGGAGGUGUUGCACAUAGUAGUCGUAAUAGUAGUAGCGCUGCUGUUACUUCAUCCUUUGAGAAUCUACUGCCUAAUAAAUUGCCUGAAUUUUGUUUUCCUGAUGCUCAACAUGGUGUGUUUCAAACAACGUUGGAUGAAAAUUGUGAUUCAGCAGAUCAUGUAAGGGAUUCUGCUAAGGAUUCAACAACUGACGGAGAUGCUGCACAAAAUUUGGUCUAUGGUGACUUUUCAGUGGAAAAGGAAGAACCUAAAAUUAAUUUUGCGUUUACGGAUAAGGAUGAGGAGGAGCAUGAAGUUACAAAGGCACGCUUGGAGGAUGAACUGAUGUUCUUAGGUAAGGAGCGUGAAGAACUAGGAAGUGAGCAACGGAAGCUUGAGAGAAAUGCAGAAUCUGUGAGCAGUGAAAUGUUUGCUGAAUGCCAGGAGUUGCUUCAGAUGUUUGGUUUACCAUAUAUUAUUGCUCCAAUGGAAGCUGAAGCUCAAUGUGCAUACAUGGAACUUGCCAACCUCGUUGAUGGCGUGGUUACUGAUGACUCUGAUGUGUUGCUAUUUGGAGCAAGAAGUGUGUACAAAAACAUCUUUGAUGAUCGUAAAUACGUGGAAACAUAUUUUAUGAAGGACAUUGAGAAUGAGCUUGGUUUGGAUAGAGAAAAACUAAUUCAUAUGGCCCUGCUUCUUGGGAGUGAUUACACUGAAGGUGUGAGUGGCAUUGGCAUUGUUAAUGCAAUUGAGGUUGUAAAUGCAUUUCCGGAGAAAGACGGCCUUCAUGAAUUUCGGGAGUGGAUUGAAUCACCUGAUCCAACCAUUCUAGGAAAAUUUGAUGUGAAAGAAGGGAGUCAUUUAAACAAUAGAGGGUCUAAAGAUGGUGACUCAAGCAGUAAUGCAGAAGGGAUUUCUACUUCUGAUCAAAAUGGUCCACAAUCUGUGGACGAUACUCGAAAGAUAAAGCAGAUUUUCAUGGAUAAGCAUAGAAAUGUGAGCAAAAACUGGCAUAUUCCUUCUUCCUUCCCAAGUGAUACUGUUAUUUCAGCAUACACUUCUCCGCAAGUAGACAAGUCAACAGAGCCUUUCUCAUGGGGAAAGCCAGAUCUGUUUGUUCUUCGCAAAUUAUGUUUGGAGAAAUUUGGUUGGGGAGCUUCAAAAGCAGAUGAGUUGCUGUUCCCAGUUCUAAAGGAGUAUAACAAGCAUGAGACACAACUGCGCUUGGAAGCAUUUUACACAUUCAAUGAAAGAUUUGCUAAGAUUCGAAGUAGGAGGAUAAAAAAAGCUGUCCAAGGAAUAGCGGGGAAUAAAUCUUUGGGGUUGAUGGAUGACACAAUGCAUCAAAAAUCUAGAAGUGGAAAGAAAAGAAAAGUGAACGCCACUGAUGAAGAGGCAAACGUAUCAGGAGAAGGUUCGACUGGACUAGAGAAAGUUGAUAUUGGGAAUCAGAUCGACAGCAUAGAGAAAAUAACUGGUAAGCAGUCAAAAGGAAGACAAACAAAGGAAAAGAGUAGGACUAUUAAAGAAUCAAAUGGACGAGGACGACAAAACGGGAGAGGGAGGAGGAAAAAGAAUUCUUGUUCUGGAGAUAUUGAAACUAGCUCUGAUGAUCAAAAUGUUGGUGAGAAGGAGCAAGAAUUGCAGUUCGAGAAAUCAGAAGAGUCCCAUCAAGUUCGUAGGUCAGAACGCCCUCGGAAGGUAGUCAGUUACACUGUUUCUGAUGAAUUUCAUGAUCCUGACAUAGAAGGUCAAGAGGGUGAAAAAUGUGAUGAAGAUUCAAUAGCCAAAGAGUCAUUUGUUGAUCAAGCAGAUAUUGUUCCGACCAAGAGCAACGCGAAUGAAGUUGGAGACCUUGAAGUGGGAGGUGGAUUUUGUGUGGAUGAGAUGGAGCAUGGAAAUAGUAUGGAUAAAAUAAAUGUGCGUCAAAAUGAUGUUCCUUCCAUCAAGACACAAUCGUCAAAUGAAUAUCUGAAAUUUGGUGGUGGAUUUUGUUUAGACGAGGAAGGUGAAGAAAUGGAGGGCGUUGAGCCUGCAUCGAGCCCUAUGAGAGCAACAAUCACUGUGAACUCUGAUCCCUUUGAUAUGUUAGAUGAUGCGCAAGAAAAUCAUCAACUUGAUGAGUCAAUUUCUACCCCAACAAGAACAUCAGAUGGAGUCGAGUGUGGAAGGAGUACUGGUGCUACUAAUACUGAGCCGAAUAUGAAUCAUGCAAUACGAAGUGACUGUUCCAAGGUAUCGACUUUGCUCAAUGAUACUGAGGAGGACGAGACUAGGAAUGGUCCCUCAAGAUCUCUUCGAGCAAUGCCAAAUUUGAGAAGAAAAAGGAGGAAAUUUUGA
Messenger RNA from Fraxinus pennsylvanica, 4527 nucleotides. The record is from the annotation of a GenBank genome assembly. Lineage: Eukaryota; Viridiplantae; Streptophyta; Magnoliopsida; Lamiales; Oleaceae.